Chara braunii is the source of this 825-nucleotide messenger RNA. Lineage: Eukaryota; Viridiplantae; Streptophyta; Charophyceae; Charales; Characeae. The record is from the annotation of a GenBank genome assembly.
GAGGCGGGGAUGAGCAGUGAUGCUAUCGACCACCGAUGUGCUUUCAGUAUCAGGAACCUGGUCAUUACGCGAAUCAAUGCCCGUAUCGGGGGAGACAACACUACUCUGAUAGGCCAUCCACAUCUUCUGACUCACGCAGGACAAGGUCGCCAAGAAGAUAUGCCUCGCGUAGGCGCGAUGAUUCCUCGGGCAGAGAUGAGGAUGUCAGAUCGGCAGUUUCGACGCUGAGCAAGUCUGUGGCAGCGAUGAAGGAGUUUUAUGAGGAAAAGACUCGUCGUAAGCUGGAGACGAAGGAGGCCGAGGAGAAGGAAAAAACGGAGAGGGAGAACGAGGAUGAGAGGAAGGCACGGAAGGAAGCCAAAGCUAAGAAGAAGGUUGAACUUGCUAAGUGUGCAGCAGAUUUGGAAAAGGAAGAGCGAGCAAAGAUGAAGAAGGAUCUUCAUAUUCAUGUGGCAGCUCGGAUGAAUGAAAGUGAGAAGAAUGUUUUGGGGAAAGGGAAGCAGAAAGUGACCAACGUAUCUGAUGAGGAUUCAGCCUACGAUGGCAUUGAGGAGGGAAGUGACACCAGCGUCACACAGGAGCUGAACACUCAGGCGCAGCGCCUAUGUAUUUCGGACAAACGGAAGAAGGGACCAGAGCCAGUCUUUGAGGAAAGCUCGCCCAUGGAUAACCCCCCAAAAAGGACUCCUAAGCGUGGCAUACUGAAGCCUGGUAAGCUGUCAACUCGUCUUAUAUGAUCCCAACACAAGAAGUAGAUUCCAACGAAGUCACGUGGAUGGAGGACGCCUGGAAGGAAGUCACCGGUGACGAUGCCGACUUUCAAGA